AAGAGUGAAACAAAACGACAAUCUUUGGGAGGCCAACUUAAUAGUUAACGACUCCUGAUUUCAACAGCGCCUCCACCGACGUCGUCUCCUUUCUCUUCCACCUCCAAAAAACCUCCUCCUCCACUCUCUCUCUCUCUCUCAUGAUUUACUCGUCGUCGUCAGAGCAAUCACUGUAAUUAAGAUGAAGGAGAGAACAUGGCCGUCCCGAUCGGACGGCUCUAUAUUCACCGCCCUUCCGUUCAUCAACAAACAAAACCUCCCCGAUAAGCACACUUCCACAAAAUCACCGACCACCGCAAUCCGCCGAAGUUACAAAUUCACCUCAAAAUCAUCGCCAUCGUCGUCGAAAUCAACGUUUUCCGACCACCGUGAUUUCUCCACACUUCCAUUCGACGUGUUAUUGAAAAUCGCGGCGACUUUUACGCUGCCGAACCUCCGGGCAGCGUCGCUGGUGUGUAAGUCGUGGGGGGACGCUUUGAGACCGCUUCGAGAUGCCAUGCUGUUCCUCAGGUGGGGUAAGAUGUUCAAGCACGGCCGUGGCGGUGUCAAACCUAAUCUCCACAAGGCAUUGGACUCGUUUCUGAAAGGAGCGGCGCGUGGAUCCACGCUCGCUAUGGUCGACGCCGGUCUGAUUUAUUGGGAGAUGGGAAAGAAGGAAGAAGGUAUUGCUCUUUAUGGGAAGGCAGCUGAGCUCGGUGACCCGGCUGGGCAGUGCAAUUUGGGGAUUUCAUACUUGCAAGCUGAACCUCCGAACAUGAAGGAGGCUGUUAAAUGGUUGUUUCAAGCUUCUGUUGCUGGAUUUGUUCGUGCUCAGUACCAACUUGCCUUGUGCUUACAUCAAGGUCGUGGAGCAAAUCGAAAUUUGCCAGAAGCGGCUAGAUGGUAUCUGAGAGCUGCAGAAGGUGGGUAUGUACGUGCUAUGUAUAAUACUUCAUUGUGUUACUCGUUCGGUGAUGGUUUGGGGCAGAGUCAUCGACUUGCGAGAAAAUGGAUGAAGCGGGCGGCUGAUCGUGGGCACAGUAAAGCACAGUUCGAGCAUGGACUUGGUCUCUUUGCUGAGGGGGAUAUGAUGAAGGCUGUAGUUUACCUGGAGCUUGCCACCAGAGCUGGUGAAACGGCAGCAGCUCAUGUAAAAAAUGUUAUACUUCAGCAGCUGUCUGCUCCUUCGGCAGAUAAAGCCAUUCUUCUUGCGGACAAUUGGCAUACUUUGCAUUCUCACUGACUUGUAAAAACCCAUGGUGUUUAUAUCCUCAUAGGUUCUCCCCUACGCCUCUUUAUUCCCGGAUGCCUUGUUUUCACUCGUGUGUGAUUUACGCUCUGUGUCUCUUGUGAAUGAGUAAAAAUUUAUGUGAAAUAAUAGGUAUUGCGUACAAUGUAAUGAUUAGUCAACCCUUCGUAGUUGGAUAAAGGCUUUUUUGAGAUGAGCUUACAAUGUAAUGAUGGUUGACCAUCUUUGAUGGCCUCUCAAAUGUAUCUUGCUCAGCAAAUGUAACAUUAGAGCCUUAAAUGCUGCAAACAUGAUGUAAUUUAGGUUCAUUUCUAUCUUAAGUUGGGCUAUGAAAUUGCCUGGAAUCUGACACCUACUCCU
Ilex paraguariensis (yerba mate) is the source of this 1588-nucleotide messenger RNA. NCBI's taxonomy places the organism in Eukaryota, Viridiplantae, Streptophyta, Magnoliopsida, Aquifoliales, Aquifoliaceae. The record is from the annotation of a GenBank genome assembly.